AUGUUUCACCCGUCAUUAAAUACAUCCAAAAACAGUAAGCACAGACCUGAUAUUGUCAUAAAUAAUUAUAACCAUAAGUAACGAUAGAAAAUUAUUUUUAGGAAAUGCUAUCGAUGAAAAUCGUAAACCAUCAAAUAGAGUGCUUAAAUUUAAAAAAUCGUUAAUUACAACAAGCCGUAAAUUUAAUUCACCUGUGAAAAAUGUAGAUCGUUUAGUAGGAGGUGCGGAUGCUCCCGAGGAAAGGGAAGAGAUACCGAAACCAGCGGAAGAAACUAUAGAACAAACUGAAACAGUAGAAACAGCAUCUACUGCGAAAAUAGAAUAUGAAAAAUCUAUUCGUACAGCUGGACCAUGCUGUACUUGCAUGUCGCAAGUGCCAGAAUCAACUGGGGAUAAGAAAGUGGAUGAAAUGAUUGAGUAUGUGCAUCAUAAUUUACAAGAAGUCAGUAAAGCAUUGGCCAGCUUAGGCGAGAACUUUGAGCACGAUUCAAAGGUUGAGCCCUGUACGCAAUUGAUGUUCGCUGAUAUAUUUGGUCGGAUACAACAAUGGAUUGGUUUGGUUCAAAACAAGUUGGACAUUUGUAAGAACGAGAUUGAAGUAUUGCGUAAAGAACUGAUGGCACGAGCUUGUGAAAUCGACAAUCUAAAGAAAUUACUGGCAGAGUGCCAAGAACGAGAGAAAUCAGAAGCAACUACUCAGACUGUUGAAACUAGAAUAAUUCAGGCUUCGGUACAACCAGAAAGUCGACCUGUUAUUGAGGAAGCAAGAAAAGAAGAAGUUGCUGAAAAAGUACUGAAAGAAGAAUCUGAAACAAAUAAUAAAAGAGCAAUAAAGGAAGGCUUUGAAAGAGUAAUAAAAGAAAAUUCUGAAAGAGUAAUAAAAGAAAAUUCUGAAAGAGUAAUAAAAGAAGAUUCUGAAAGAGUAAUGAAAGAAGAAACUGAAAGAAUAAUAAAAGAACCCAAAGAGAUUGAAAUUAUUUGUACGGACACAGCUAUUCAAUCAAUUUUGAAAGAUAAAGAUACACUGAGGCGAGAAAUCGAACUUGAGGCUGAGAUAGCAAGACUUCGUAACGAAAAUGAACGUAUAAUAAAAGAACAUGCGGAAUAUGAGAGUGCGAUACAACGAGCAUUACUACGAGGUGUUUCUUCUUUGAAUGUCGAAGCACUGAGAGUUUUGCGUUGCCCGCCAAUUCCAUGUUGUACUCCCUGUGCACCUUGUCCUGCUUCUGCUAUGGAACCGAUUAUGCCUUGUAAAAAAGACGGUGCAUCGGCUUGUCUUACUAAAGGUUGCGUCACUCAACGCACUGGCAAUUGUGGAAAAAAUACUGUUCGCGAGCAAGGUUAUUAUACUGUAAAACGACCUUGUGCCAGUCCUUGCUGUUCUGCUGGAAAAAGUCGGAAAUCCGCGUCGAAGAGCAGUAUGCUUUUUCUUCUUCAUCAGGGAGACGCAGAAAAUAUUUGUACCUCAAAUAACAUGCCAAUGUCUCAAGUUUGCGGCUCACCGAUUAUGAAAAAAAUUGAAAUACCACCGUGUCCCAGAUUUAAUAUGACGUGAUAAUAUGAAACACAAAAACGUCAAGAAGUGAACUUGAUGGUCGUUGCAUAAAAUACAACACAUUCAAAAAUCAUAAAUAUUCUUCACAUAACAAUAGAAAUAUACCUUUUCACCAUAGAAAUCCUGAAUUUUUUUAAUUAAAACACGAUCGAACGAAUCGUUUAAAUUUAAAGUUAUUGUAGUAUCCUUCGUUUUAUGAUGUGAAAGUAAUAAAGAAACAUGGCAUUGAAAGUAUAAAUAUAACUUUAUAUAACAUCAUCAGAAAAAUAUUGUAAAUAUUAAAUAUCCAUUCUCAUAAAUAACAUCAAGAUAUUUUUUUCAUUAUAUAAUGUAAAAUAGAAUUGGAGGACAUAUCAAAGGUACCGUGAAAUUCUGUUGCACCUUAUACCUUAAACACCAUUGAUACAUAGUAUUUUACACAUUUCAUAAAAGUUUCAACGAAUGAAAUUAUAAUGAAAUUAUAACGUUCACAGUGUUAGACAGUAUUUGGAAAAAUAAAAAAAAAAAAACA
Heterotrigona itama is the source of this 2066-nucleotide messenger RNA. The record is from the annotation of a GenBank genome assembly. NCBI's taxonomy places the organism in Eukaryota, Metazoa, Arthropoda, Insecta, Hymenoptera, Apidae.